Messenger RNA from Vitis vinifera (wine grape), 4292 nucleotides. RefSeq names its product pentatricopeptide repeat-containing protein At4g19440, chloroplastic. The transcript has 7 exons. Lineage: Eukaryota; Viridiplantae; Streptophyta; Magnoliopsida; Vitales; Vitaceae. The record is from RefSeq and is a predicted model, not a curated record. Gene Ontology annotation, molecular function: protein binding. Bases 152 to 2680 code for a protein of 842 amino acids.
GGGACUGCCUCUGGCUCUCACUCAAACCCUUGUUGCACAACAAACUUCAUUUGAAGACCGUUUCCCACUCUCAUUCUUCAGCCUCCGUGGCCCUUUAACCUCCUCUCAACAGCCAUGGCAGCCUCGCCGCCGCCUCCAGGUUCACCUCUCAAUGCCCUCUAAACCCUUAAAAGACCCCAUUUCGUGUUUACAUCAAUCAAUGGAUUUGAGAAUAACCCUCCUCCCAAAACCCACACCAAUCUUCUGCCCAAUCGCACGCCCCCUUACCUGUGUCACCUCCGCCGCCCCACAUCCACCGUCGCCAUUGCCGUCCCAGAAUCAGCCUCCUUCUUCGGAUCAUGCUCUUCUCAAAUCGGUAACUUCAAUUCUCUCAAACCCAUCUCUGGAUUCCACUCAGUGUAAACAACUCAUACCCCAUUUGUCUCCUCAUCAAUUCGAUUCUGUAUUCUUCUCCGUAAGACGUAAUGUUAACCCCAAAACUGCUUUGAAUUUCUUUUAUUUUGCUUCUGAUUCAUGUGGGUUUCGAUUCACUCUUCGAUCAUACUGUGUUUUGAUGCGUAGUUUGAUUGUUUCGGGCUUUGUCUCUCCCGCUAGGCUGCUUUUGAUCCGUUUAAUCGAUCGGAAGCUGCCCGUUUUGUUCGGGGACCCGAAAAAUAGGCACAUUGAGAUAGCCAGUGCAAUGGCGGAUUUGAAUGAGGUGGGCGAGUCGGGUGUUGCGGUUGCGGCAGUUGAUUUGUUGAUUCAUGUCUAUUGUACCCAAUUCAGGAAUGUGGGUUUCCGGAAUGCUAUUGGCGUUUUCCGGUUUUUGGCUAAUAAGGGUGUGUUUCCAACUGUGAAGACUUGUACCUUUUUGCUGAGUUCUUUAGUUAAGGCGAAUGAACUUGAAAAGAGUUAUUGGGUGUUUGAGACUAUGCGCCAAGGUGUUUCUCCAGAUGUUUACUUGUUUAGCACUGCAAUUAAUGCCUUUUGUAAGGGAGGGAAGGUUGAGGAUGCUAUUCAGUUGUUUUUUGACAUGGAGAAGUUGGGUGUUUCUCCGAAUGUUGUUACAUAUAAUAAUCUUAUUCAUGGUUUAUGCAAGCAUGGGAAUUUAGAUGAGGCUUUUCGAUUCAAGGAGAAAAUGGUGAAAGAUGGCGUGAAUGCUACUCUUAUAACUUACAGUGUUCUUAUUAAUGGUUUGAUGAAAUUGGAAAAGUUUAAUGAAGCAAAUUCUGUUUUGAAGGAAACGUUGGAAAAGGGGUUUACACCGAAUGAGGUUGUUUAUAACACAUUGAUUGAUGGAUACUGUAAAAUGGGAAACCUUGGGGAUGCAUUGAGGAUAAGGGGUGAUAUGGUCUCCAAGGGAAUCAACCCCAAUUCAGUUACUCUUAAUUCAAUCAUCCAGGGAUUUUGCAAGAUUGGGCAGAUGGAACAAGCUGAGUGCAUUUUGGAGGAGAUGCUAUCGAGAGGAUUCUCUAUAAACCCUGGUGCUUUUACUACGAUUAUUCACUGGUUAUGUAUGAAUUCUAGGUUUGAGUCUGCACUAAGAUUCCUCAGGGAGAUGCUAUUAAGAAAUAUGAGACCCAAUGAUGGGUUGCUGACCACAUUGGUGGGUGGGCUUUGUAAGGAGGGUAAGCACUCAGAUGCAGUGGAACUUUGGUUUAGGCUCUUGGAGAAAGGCUUUGGAGCCAAUUUAGUGACCACAAAUGCUCUAAUUCAUGGACUUUGCAAAACGGGUAAUAUGCAAGAGGCUGUUAGGCUUCUCAAGAAGAUGUUAGAAAGGGGUUUCGUAUUGGAUAAGAUCACAUACAACACACUCAUCUCAGGGUGUUGCAAGGAGGGAAAGGUUGAGGAAGGUUUUAAAUUGAGGGGAGAAAUGGUUAAGCAAGGAAUUGAACCAGACACUUUUACUUACAAUUUGCUGAUACACGGGAUGUGUCGUAUUGGUAAAUUGGACGAAGCUGUGAACCUUUGGAAUGAAUGUAAAAGUAGAGAUCUAGUUCCAAAUGUUUAUACAUAUGGUGUCAUGAUUGAUGGAUAUUGUAAGGCUGACAAAAUUGAGGAGGGAGAAAAACUCUUCACUGAGUUGCUCACUCAGAAUUUGGAACUGAAUUCUGUUGUUUAUAAUACACUUAUCAGAGCAUACUGUCGAAAUGGGAAUACAGUGGAGGCCUUUAAACUUCAUGAUGACAUGAGAAGCAAGGGUAUUCCACCAACUACAGCCACAUAUUCUUCUCUAAUACAUGGAAUGUGCAAUAUUGGACGCAUGGAGGAUGCAAAAUGCCUUAUUGAUGAAAUGAGAAAGGAGGGUUUGCUUCCAAAUGUUGUCUGUUAUACUGCACUAAUUGGUGGUUACUGUAAGCUAGGUCAGAUGGAUAAAGUGGUGAAUGUCUUGCAGGAAAUGUCUUCAUAUGACAUACACCCUAAUAAAAUUACGUAUACUGUCAUGAUUGAUGGAUAUUCCAAAUCAGGUGAUAUGAAAACAGCAGCUAAGCUUCUACAUGAAAUGGUAGGAAAAGGAAUUGUCCCAGACACUGUCACUUAUAAUGUCUUGACAAAUGGGUUUUGCAAGGAAGGGAAGAUAGAAGAAGGUUUUAAAAUAUGUGAUUAUAUGUCCCAGGAAGGGUUACCUUUAGAUGAAAUUACAUAUACUACUUUGGUUCAUGGGUGGCAACAACCAUCAGCAUUAACAAAUCAAGAGUGAUCAGUGAACUUCUAAGAGGAAAAUUGCUCGCAGAAGAUGGAGUGGGUUUUAAUUCACCAUUAUUUCUCAUCCAUGAAGCAUUUAGAGCUUGUACAAGUUAAAUAAGGGUGCCAACUGAGGCUGAGAUGCUGGACUGCAGAACAAAUAUAGCAAUGAGAAGCAUUUAGUCCUCAAUCAUCAUAGCAUGCUUGCUUGUAUGGAUGCCUCCGCUUGAUUUGCAUCUACACCAGUUGAAAGUUUGACAAGGAUGAGUUAGAAUGGAAGGUUAAAUAAGAAUGAGAUUUUUCUUGUCUAUGAAAGGGAGAAUAUCCAGCAGAGGGAGGGGGAGUAUGUUUAUCUCCUGGGCAGGGUAUCGCCGGGCAUGAAGAAAACAAGAAAUGUUCUAGAUUUUAGGAACUGAACUGGGUGUGAGUUUGGAUAUCUUUAUUGGAUGCAGAUAAGUGGAUCAAUAAAAGAAACAUGAAACCAAAAGGAUGGCAUCGCAGUUAUAGAGGAAAGCAAAUGCUUUAGACAUUUGGAGAUAACAGGAUGCAAGGCAGGUAGGUUCGGGUGUGUUUUUGGAACGAUGUCUCCAAACAGGGGCAUUGGAGCCCUUGUUUCUUAAGACACAUUCCAUGACUGGGGGCUGGAAAAUGUUGAGGCUUUUCUUUUGCAGCUGGAAAAGCAAUCAAUGAGGAGGGACGAGGAAGAUAGAUUGUGUUGGAGGGGUUCAGAGGUCAGAAAUUUCUAAAGCCUUCUACUCCUGUUUGGAGCCAAGAUGGGUAUGAACUUUUUCAGUAAAUGUAGUUUGUAACUCUUGGGUGUUGACAAGAGUUUGAGUUCUUUGCAUGGAAAACAAUUUAGGGAAGGAUGUUGACUUUGGGUAAUAUAAAAAAGAAGAGGAUGGACCUUGGGGAAUGAACCUUUUUCAUUGUGCUAACAUGAAGAUCUUGUGGCACUAGUUAUUCUCCUUGUUUGGCUUUGUGUGGGUGUUGUCUUCUACAGUUUGAGAGACUCUAUUAAGUUGGCAUGAGACCUUUGUGGGAAAGAAACAUGGGAAUGUGUAGAGGGUUGCCUGUUGUGCUUAUUCUAGACUGUUGGGGAGGAGAGCAAUUGAGAGCGUUUGAAAAUGUGGCACAAGAAGAUCAUGCUCUCGAGAACUUCUUGCUUAUCUUGCUUAGGCUUUGGGCUGUAGGCAUCUCAUUCAUGGAGAAAUUUGCAAGAAAUGGCUAUGCACAUCAUAUCAGCUCAUUUGUCAAUAAAGGAUGCAAUAACUUGAGGUUUUGCGUUGUACAGCAGGAAAGGAGGGCACAGUCUAUUCCUCAACAAGCACAAAGGCUUAGACUGGUAACAAUCCCUAACAGAAAGUACCCAGCCAAUAUCUAUAAUCUAUUGAUAUUCAACAUGUCACAUAUAUUAGACAAAGAUGAAGAUUGUACAGGUCAAAUUUGCAGUGUAAAGAUGUGAAGUUAAGGUAUAACCCAGUUGCAGAGUAGGAUUUUUGCCAUGGCUGGUGGGUUUUUCUUGGUAAGCCAUGAAGAGAUAGCUCCAUUCUUUUAUUUUAGGUACUUUUUGAUAUGAUAAGUUCUUUUUGACAACUCAAUAAAGAAAAAUGAAGAUUUGUGGAGGGUCU